Messenger RNA from Candidula unifasciata, 651 nucleotides. The record is from the annotation of a GenBank genome assembly. Lineage: Eukaryota; Metazoa; Mollusca; Gastropoda; Stylommatophora; Geomitridae.
AUGGAAGAUAACCACAAAUCCACACGCAGUACCUUUACAUUUACCAGCUCUGGGUUUCCGCGAAGUAUAGAUACAAUAAACGACAGUCUUUCAGAAGUGGCUGAUAAAAACAAUUUAGAUAAGGAUAAAGAAGAUAUUAAAUUCUCCACAGGGUGGACUGUCAUACAGCGAAGACAGACAGGGAGAUUGAACUUUACUCGCUCGUGGGAAGAAUACGCCCGCGGUUUUGGUGUUGCCGACGAUGAAUACUGGGUAGGAAAUGAGGUCAUGCACGCGCUAACCACACAGAAAGACUACGCGCUGCGGUUUGUCAUGGAAGACAUGUCUUCCACGAUAUGGGAAGCAACGUAUUCUCAGUUUACGUUAUCAGGAAAGGAAGAUAAUUAUAGGAUACACCUUAGUGGAUACUAUGGGAAUGUAAGUGAUGGAAUGAUUCGCUGCAACGUAUCAGCGUUUAGCACUGUUGACUCUGAUAACGAUUCUAGUUCCUCUCAUUGUUCUUUGUACAAUGGCGGCGGCUGGUGGUACAGUCAGUGUCACGUGACAAACUUAAACGGACCGUAUAAUAUAGGUAUGGUUUGGUUUAGUUAUGAUAGGCAGGACUGGAUUCAGAUGAGAUCGAGUGUGAUGAUGAUCAGGCCGAAGAUAUAA